Molecule: messenger RNA, 822 nt
Organism: Branchiostoma belcheri (Belcher's lancelet)
Lineage: Eukaryota; Metazoa; Chordata; Leptocardii; Amphioxiformes; Branchiostomatidae
Exons: 6
Coding region: 1-822 (273 amino acids)
Biological process (GO): cell-cell adhesion
Cellular component (GO): cell-cell junction
Molecular function (GO): cell adhesion molecule binding
Source: RefSeq, a predicted model, not a curated record
AUGGUAUUAAAGAUAGUCCUACACCCGGCAUCUAUCAUAAGCAUAUCAGACGCGAUCGCCGUGACUGUUUCUGACCGAGUGACUCUUCAGUGUGUAGCGGACGGCAACCCUCCCCCCAACAUCACAUGGACCAAAAAUGGAGUCUUACUGCCGUCUGUGGCGCACACGUUAUCUAAUGACGUCCGCGCCUCGUCCGUGACGCUGAAAAGGGUGCGGAUGAACAACACCGGAGCCUACGUCUGCGCGGCAAGCAACGGCGUGGGCAAGAGCGACUCCAAAGCUGUGCAACUCAGCGUCACACCUGACAAGGACGCGAGGGACUCGUCCAACAUCGUGGUGAUAGUGGGAACGGUGGCCGGGGCGCUGUGGUUCCUCAUAGGCGUGGUCCUCAUCCUGUUACUAUGGAAACGGCGGCGGGACAGGAGAGACAAAGAGCGGUUCGCCUUCUACUACAACAUGGGCCGGCGGGAACCCGGGGCGCCUGACGACAAGACCGACUUCCCGACCAUACCAGUCAAACCACGUGAGGGAACGCUGACAGGAAACGCGGGGAUCCCGACGAUGAGAAGAGCGGCCGAUAAAAGAGGCAGGCGCUACGCCAGGGUCAUGUACCCGUACCUCGCACAGGAAGGCAACGAGCUCUGCCUUGAGGUGGACGAUGUCAUAGAGGUUCUGGAAGGGGACAGCGGAGGGUGGUGCCUUGGCUAUCUGGGUGGCGACGUGGGACUCUUCCCCUCCAAUUAUGUCAAGUUCCUCUCGUCAAAUGAGGCCGUCAAAAUGGAGGAGUGUGACGGAAAACCACCAACCAAGAGGACUAAAUAG